AUGGCUAGUGGAGGGCUCAAAGUUUGCUUGAUCAUGUCUCUACUAUUGUUUAACAUUGUUACCUUUGCGGUCUUGUUUCUGAUCUUUAAACCCAAGGAUCCUAACAUCACUGUUCACCCUGUUGGCCUACAACACUUUGAAUUUUCCCUUUUACCCACUUUGACCAUGAACAUGAGUAUAGACACGUUGAUCACUAUAGAGAAUCCAAACUAUGGAUGCUUCGACUAUACAAAGUCUAUUGGUUAUGUCAAUUUUCAUGAUAUCAUUGUAGGCGAAGUUCCAAUAAGGGCAAACUUAGUCCCAGGGCGUAGCCACAUAAAU
Messenger RNA from Cajanus cajan (pigeon pea), 321 nucleotides. The record is from RefSeq and is a predicted model, not a curated record. Lineage: Eukaryota; Viridiplantae; Streptophyta; Magnoliopsida; Fabales; Fabaceae.